UGAGUUCCUCUGCGGCCGCAACCACCGUUGGGGAUAUGAUGUAUGGCACAACUUUGUCGGCCGAGUCGAUGAAAGUAAUUGCCGAAAGUAUUGGUGUUGGCUCACUGCCCGAUGAUGCCGCUAAGGAAUUGGCCGAAGAUGUCUCCAUAAAGAUCAAACGCAUUGUUCAGGAUGCCGCAAAAUUUAUGCAUCAUUCCAAGCGGGAAAAGCUGAUUAUGAGUGACAUCGAUCAUGCUUUGAAGGUUCGCAAUAUUGAACCACAAUAUGGUUUCACCUCAAACGACUUUAUACCAUUCCGAUUUGCCUCGGGCGGCGGUAGGGAGUUACAUUUCAUCGAAGAAAAAGAAAUGGAUUUGACGGAAAUUGUCCAAGGUAAUGUGGCAAAAAUCCCACUGGAUAUAACACUGCGCACACAUUGGUUGGCUGUGGAUGGUAUCCAACCGACAAUACCCGAGAAUCCUCCACCCCUUUCGAAAGAUCAUCAAGCAUUGGAUUCGGUGAAUCCGGUGGUAAAGUUGGAACAGGGUGUUACCAAAGACACAGCGGGUAAACCGGCAACGGGUAAAAUUCAUAAACUGAAAAAUGUCGAAACGGUCCAUGUCAAACAAUUGGCCACUCAUGAGCUGUCGGUCGAGCAACAGUUGUAUUAUAAGGAGAUUACAGAAGCAUGUGUGGGAUCCGAUGAGCCAAGACGUGGUGAAGCUCUUCAGUCAUUGUCAUCCGAUCCUGGUCUUCAUGAAAUGUUACCGCGUAUGUGUACUUUUAUAGCCGAGGGUGUUAAGGUCAAUGUGGUGCAGAACAACUUGGCCCUGUUGAUUUAUUUGAUGCGUAUGGUAAAGGCCAUGUUGGAUAAUCCCUCCCUGUAUUUGGAGAAAUAUUUACACGAAUUGAUACCCUCGGUUACCACCUGCAUCGUUUCGAAACAAUUGUGUAUGCGUCCCGAGUUGGACAACCAUUGGGCAUUACGUGAUUUUGCCUCUCGUCUGAUGGCCCAGAUAUGUAAAACCUUUAACACAUCCACGAAUAAUUUGCAGACACGUGUUACCCGUAUCUUCAGCAAGGCAUUGCAGAAUGAUAAGACCCAUUUGUCAUCGUUAUAUGGCUCUAUUGCUGGCCUCUCCGAAUUGGGUGCUGAAGUUAUUAAGGUCUUUAUUAUACCACGUCUGAAAUUCAUAUCGGAACGUAUUGAGAAUCAUUUGCUGGGUUCAUCGCAAAGUAACACAGAUAAAACAGCAGCUGGUCAUAUACGGGCAAUGUUGCAGAAGGUUUGUCCACCUAUUCUAAAGCAGAUACGUUCACCGCCGGAUUAUGCUGAGGAAUAUAAAAAUGAUUUUGGUUUCCUAGGGCCCUCAUUGUGUCAGGCAGUGGUUAAGGCUCGUAAUACACCAUCUUCCACGGUAACCAUUACCGGUUCCAGUGCAAUAUCUAGUGGAACAAUUACGUCGGCGGCCCAAACCGCCACCACAAUUGGUAGACCUCAGGUGACACAAAUUACACCACAAAGGCAACCAAGUCCUGUCAUCACCACCCUGCCACAAUUGCGAGGAAUACAACCGACACAAAUACAGCAGCAACCACAAACCCCACAGCCACAAAAAUUUGUUAUUGUACAGGCCCAGUCCAGCCAACCCCAGCAGCAACAACAACAACACCAACAAAUUCAACAACAAUCGUCCUCACAAUUAUCAACUCAGCCAUGA
Messenger RNA from Musca vetustissima, 1700 nucleotides. RefSeq names its product transcription initiation factor TFIID subunit 6-like. The record is from RefSeq and is a predicted model, not a curated record. Bases 36 to 1700 code for a protein of 554 amino acids. The transcript has 5 exons. Gene Ontology annotation, biological process: RNA polymerase II preinitiation complex assembly; transcription initiation at RNA polymerase II promoter. NCBI's taxonomy places the organism in Eukaryota, Metazoa, Arthropoda, Insecta, Diptera, Muscidae. Gene Ontology annotation, cellular component: transcription factor TFIID complex; SLIK (SAGA-like) complex; SAGA complex. Gene Ontology annotation, molecular function: RNA polymerase II general transcription initiation factor activity; protein heterodimerization activity; transcription coactivator activity.